AUGGCUUUUCAGUUUUUCGGUACGCAUCGGCACGAAUGGUGUUUGGUUUCGUUUGCAGUUGUGGCGAACGCCUUCUUGUUGACGGUGAAACUAUUUAAGUAUUCUGUUCUACCGGAAGCUUUGUGAAGUUUGAUGUUCUAAGUUUGGUGAGAUUGCAACAUCGAACGAUGCGGCAUUCCAUCCUGUUGGUCUGCUACUUGGCAGCCGUCUCUGGCAGGUCAUUUACCGAUGUUCGGCGCCGGCUCCGGUCGGAUGUGGCUUACAAUCAGAGGAAUCAUCGGCAAGGACAAUUUAAGUAUGGAUAUGCGGUGAAGCAAGGUGAGACCCAGUUUCAUCAUCAGCGUUCACUGGAUGGGGCAAUGUACGGAUGUUAUGGGUUUGUGGAUCCACUAGGGAAACUGUUCAUUACACAUUACUUGGCAGAUGUGGCUGGUUAUCGGCUGGUGAAUAUGGCAAAUCCGGAUCGAAAAUUGAUUGAGAGGCUUAAAAAUGAAGGUACUGCCGAAAAUCCGAUUGAUGUGCAGAAGCUCUUUCCCCAAGAAUGCCAGGAUGAUGGUGACAUAGUGAUGCUACAGCAAUCAGCCGAAAAGAUGAAAACAUCAUACGUUUCCGAAGAUUCGGUGUUAGAAACCGGAAAAACAACGAUUCUCAAACCGUUAGAAAAAGCCGUUCCCACUAAUGACAAUGAAUCUGGAGCAUUCACUGAAAAUAAGAUAGAACCUGCUGUUGAAGUUAGUGUUCAAGGUAUUGAACAACCCUCCGGCAGCAUAGAUGAUGCGAAUGCUGCGUCCGAUGGUGAUAACACUGUGGAAAAUAUCGCUUCUGUGGUCGAAGAUUUUGAACAGACAAAAGAAGAAAAUCAUCAUUUGUUAACGGAUCAGGAUCCACCUGUGCCUUUUUCUUUGGCAGCUAAGAGCUUACCACAGAUUGUAGAAACGAAUGCCGUUUGGACCACGACACAAGUACCAGAGAGUGUGACAGAAGUUACAGCCUCCGGGAGCGAUAAGACUGACACAUUUGAUGUGAAUUCAAGUACAGAGUUAUUAACGACGACUGCAAUGCCUUCCGAUGAUCUGGACAGUUUAGAAGAAACGGGACAUACCGAUUCUAAUAUGAUUGACGAAGUACCGACGACUACAGUAGCCCCUGUGGAGGUCACUGAGUCUGUGAGUUUGCACUCGCCUGAAAAAGUGGAUGAAACUCCUUUCAGGGAUCAACCAGCUGUCGAAAAUGAUUCACCACAGGAAGAUCUAAAAUUUGAUGAUGUCGAAUACUCUUUUGUUCCAAUUCCGGUUACAACUGAUUCACCGAAUGAAGAUGGAGCAGACGAAAGCGAGAAGUCGAACGAAACCAUGUUCGAGAACUUGGAGCAUAUCGAACCGGAUUCGGUACAGAAAGAUGUUCAAAAUGAUGCGUCUGUUAAGAUUCAGACAGAUUUUGUGUCUGUUGAUAAUCAACAAAUGCCGGUUGUGGUGAUUGAACCGAAGGUUGAAAGCAUUCAACAGAAUUCAGAUCCGAUUGUAGAUUCUCAUCCACACGAUGAGGCCGAAACAGAAUUGAGCAAACUAAACAAUAGACAAACCAGUGAAACUAAUCAGACUUCUAAGCCACAAACAGUUUUGGAUGAAAUAAGAACCGUUUUUCGAGGUAAUAUCAAAUAUUCUAAUAGCGCUCCGGUUGCCACAAAGAAUGUCAACGAUAAGAACGAUAAGAAACAAGGGCCCACCGUAUUUGCUAGCGUUUCAGCUAGUACAGAUCGAUCUGUUGUACGAGAUGCUGUUCAAGACGGGGAAAGUACCUCUGUCGGAAAUAUGUUGGACGACAAUUUACAGUUGCAGAACAAGCCCUCAAAAGAUAAUGAGCCAACAAGUCCUCUAAAAAGCGAUCGACAUUCGUUAGAAUACGCGUUUAGUACACGAUCGAAACCCGAAAAUGUGAUGCCAUCAAUUGGUAACAUUGGAGUUGUGGAUCAAGAUGACAAUAGAUUCGGUGAACUUCUCAGGUCAUUAAACAGACGCGAGCCCAUUGAUGAGCGAAAUGAUAAUAAGGAGUCAACAUUGCAUCAAUCUCGAAUCGGUCCGCUACCAAAUUUUAACCAAUUUGAACUGGAUGAUACUCACUCAUCUGAUUUAUCUGACGGAUAUCGGGCAAUUAAUUCGAAGCUCCCGGCAACACCAAGACCUGACAGCAGUUAUGUGGCAGGCGGAUUUAUUUUUCCACCCACGAUAGCCAGCGGUACAGAUCGGGUCCCGAUGAUGCCAAACCCUACCGUUGAUUUCCGUCCAUUUACACCAAACUAUCAUCCGCAAAUUAAACCUAUGCUCGAGCGUGCGGGAUCAACGAUCGGAUCCAACGGGGAUAUUUACGACGAGAUUGAAGAAGAUGUAGAUCAAGCAGCAGUUGCCAACCGGCAUGUCACAAAGCCUGGAGACAAAACAAUUUCUACUGAGCCAUCAACAUUUGUCACUUCAACACCAGCAUCCACUUCAACCACAACGACCACAUCAACAACAUCAACAACGGCAGAACCGCCCAGUUCUGUCUCUAGCGUUGAUCGUAACUCACAUUGUCAUGUGGUUAUGCUGACAAUUCCUAUUAACGCUCAGCGGGUCAUCAUCAAAACCGAUUCGCCUCAAUUUCGGGUUUAUGGUCGAGGUGAUCCCGAGGAGCGGAUCAAAAUGGUGGAGCCCGGUGUGUAUGAGGUGAAUGUAGGCUCUACCAGCUCCAUAAAAUUUCAGCAGUACGGGUUUCCACCCACCUUCGUUCAACAGAACAAGCUUCGGCUUGACCUUGGUAAAAAUUUUAAUUACGACGAUUUAGUUCCGACACCACUGUAUAAUCGUCGAAUUUAUCAACAGGAGCCGAUGCAGUUGGCUCCUGAUAGCAUGACCGAUUUGAACAACCCGUACCUGCCUCUGAAUAAUGAAGCUGCAAUUCCUUCGGUGGCUUCCUCGCAAGCAAGGAGUGUUGGUAUGCCAGAACAGUCGGUACCAACGGAGGACCAGAAUUCGCUAACAACCGAUCAACGAGCUCUGCUUAGUCUGGUGCCAUCAUGGAAAAAAGUCCUACUUUAUUACUAAUCGAUUUGGUGAAAUGACUCACUGGUUAGAGUCGGUUAGCUUCACCGUGCCAGACGAUGUCCUCCUACACGCAACCGAAUCUGAAUUGAUGUUAGCGCGAUAUAACUUGUCAUGUUUCUUCUCAUUUUUUAUCAUUUUUUCAUCGAAAAAGAGGAUAGCCAAGUUUAUACUGAAACUGAAACGGGGUGAGACGUUCUUCAUCGAAACCAAGCUGAGCUUUACAAAUCAUUUUACGGCUGUUUGCUACAUGCAGGAGGACAAUAUUUUUGUUCGAAUCAUUCUCCGGUAUAAAAAUUUAGUUUUAUUGGAUUAGUAUGCUAAUCGGCGGUUAACUGCUGCAGUCCACUUUACUCGUAGGUGACACCGUUCGGUUGGCCGAAGAAUGUGCGGCUCUUGUUUACGUG
Wyeomyia smithii (pitcher-plant mosquito) is the source of this 3484-nucleotide messenger RNA. RefSeq lists its product as uncharacterized. The transcript is spliced from 4 exons. Lineage: Eukaryota; Metazoa; Arthropoda; Insecta; Diptera; Culicidae. The record is from RefSeq and is a predicted model, not a curated record. The coding region runs from base 168 to 3080 and encodes 970 amino acids.